Messenger RNA from Pogonomyrmex barbatus (red harvester ant), 689 nucleotides. RefSeq names its product bolA-like protein DDB_G0274169. The record is from RefSeq and is a predicted model, not a curated record. Gene Ontology annotation, cellular component: mitochondrion. Lineage: Eukaryota; Metazoa; Arthropoda; Insecta; Hymenoptera; Formicidae.
AAACUAAUCAACCACGAGUCGCGCGCGCGAGAAUUCAUCAAAAGCGACGAUUGGGAAGGUGAAUAACAGGGAGUUUGAUUCUGAUAUUGUGACUUUACAAGAGACUAGUUCUAUUACAGGUGUAUUACAGGUGUAAAUAAAUGCAUAAAGCAAGAUUGAUAAAGUUAAUAUUUAGAAAAAAUUAUAGCACGUUUCAUCAGCAAGACAUGAGCAGUUGUGAAGUGUUGAACAAGCCCAUAGAGAGUUCAAUCAGAAAGAAGUUGGAGGCUGUACUGAAACCUCUACAUUGCGAUGUCAUUAAUGAGUCCUAUAUGCAUAAUGUACCCAAAAACUCUGAGACACACUUUAAGGUAGUGAUUGUGUCAGAGAUAUUUGAGCAGCAACCAUUAAUCAAGCGACAUCGGAUGAUAAACCAGUUAUUGCAAGCGGAAUUUGAAGGAGGUUUACAUGCUCUAUCAAUAGUAGCGAAAACACCAGAGCAAUGGAAAACAAGUGAUAAAACGGUGGCUGCAAGUCCUGCUUGUAAGGGUGGUUUCAAAAAGUAACAUAUUAUAAUUUAACAAUUAAUUAUAUGAAGAUAAUAAUAUAAGCUAUGUAAAAAUAAUUUAUAUAAUUAUCACAUAAACAUAUACCAUGCGUGACUAUAAAUAAUCUUGUUCUUUUAUUAAAUGAGAUCAAUAUUUAUGUAA